Mustela erminea (ermine) is the source of this 997-nucleotide messenger RNA. It is a transcript of the gene LY6G6C, whose product is annotated as lymphocyte antigen 6 family member G6C. The transcript is spliced from 3 exons. The record is from RefSeq and is a predicted model, not a curated record. The coding region runs from base 146 to 523 and encodes 125 amino acids. Gene Ontology annotation, cellular component: protein-containing complex; external side of plasma membrane. Lineage: Eukaryota; Metazoa; Chordata; Mammalia; Carnivora; Mustelidae.
GUAUAAAUGGGGAAGGAGGGGCCACCAGAGGCAGGGAAGGGAGGGACCUUUGGGAUUAUAAAUUCCAAAAAGGCCACUCGACUCCCAGAGCUGGAUCCCUGAAACUCUACUCUGUCAGCUGCUACCAUCCCCGGGGACCUUCAUCAUGAAAGGUUUUCUGCUGCUCAUCCUGUCUGCUCUGCUCUGCUGGGUCUCAGCUGAUAUUCGCUGUCACUCCUGCUACAAGGUCCCCGUGCUGGGCUGUGUCGACCGGCAGUCCUGCCGCCUGGAACCAGGACAGCAGUGCCUGACAACGAAUGUGUACCUCGGUAAGAUGUGGGUUUUCUCCAACCUUCGAUGUGGCACACCGGAAGAGCCUUGUCGGGAGACAUUCAACCAAACCAACCACAAGCUGGGCCUGACCUAUAACACCACCUGUUGCAACAAGGACAACUGCAACAGCCCAGCUCCUCGGCCCACCCCAGCCCUGGCCCUCGUCCUCCUCACCUCUGUGGCCGGCCUUGGCCUCUGGCUGCUGCACUGAGACUCACUCCAUAGCUGUCUUUCCUCCCACCUACCUUAGCCUGAGUUUAGCCUUAGGUCUCCUUGUCCCCUGGCUCCCUACACUGGUCUCUCCUUAAGUCCCUUCACUCAGAAUAGCAUUUCUCCAGGCUCUUCACAUUUCUGUAAUUAGACAGCGGCCUCCCCACCUACCCUUCCACCUUACAUCCUCCACUGACCUUCUCCCGAGUCCCUUCCUAUAUCCCUCUAGACCAUCCCAGAUCCUCCGGUGGUCCCAGAAGAGCUCCGCACUUUGGGUCCUGCCCUCUACCGUGCCCUGCUCAGAGAGGGACGGAGAUCUGGGCCUGAAAUGGGACUUCUGUCCUGUCCCCUGCAAAGGCUCCCAGGAAGGACUGAUGACCUCACUGUAUGGGGUUGAUUCCCCAAACCCUCGCUCCAUACGUACCUCAUCCCCAUGCUCGCCUCUUUGCAUUUUGAGUAAUAAAUGUCUAUGUCU